UGCUCACUUGGCAUCGACGUGGCAGUUGUUAAGAGAUGACAGUACACGCAACCGCUGAAGCAAGUUUCGGUCGCUCGCGAAUAUUCUUUCAGCAAAAACCCAACCUUCAAUUCAAUUCAAUUCAAUUCAAUUUCCCAGCUGUCACUCUUUUUAGUUUUUUUUUUUUUCUUUUCAAACGACCUCUUUUUUUGUUUUUCUUCUUUCUCUCUCGCGGGUUUCGCUUUCAUCAAAUCAAAUCUCUCAUAUUUGCGUCGUGUUUCUGUUAAUUUCCGUCCAAAAGCUUCGUCCUUUUGCCUCCUCUGUAUCGUGAUUCUAGAAAGGAUGGAAGAUACAGAGGCACGUUUAGGAACUCGGGCUGUUAAUGAAACCUCUCCGGAUUUGUUGAAGAACACGCCUUCAAACAUCGCCAGGUUAGAAGAUGUAAUUGAGCAAUGCCGUGGCAGACAAAAGUAUCUCGCUCAGACCAGGAGUCCAUCGGAUGGGAGUGAUGUUCGUUGGUACUUCUGUAAAGUUCCUUUGGCUGAAAACGAAUUAGCUGCUUCAGUACCUCGCACUGAUGUAGUAGGAAAGAGUGAGUAUUUCCGUUUUGGUAUGAGGGACUCUCUUGCGAUUGAGGCAUCUUUCUUGCAGAGAGAGGAUGAGUUGCUGUCACUCUGGUGGAAAGAGUAUGCAGAAUGCAGCGUAGGGCCGAUACCACAAGUAAAUCCUAAGGAUAAAUCGAAUAAGCCGUCAGUUGAAACUCCUUCAGAAGCUUCUGUGUCCUCUAGUCUAUACGAAGUUGAAGAGGAGAGAGUUGGUGUACCUGUUAAGGGCGGUCUAUAUGAGGUGGACUUGGUGAGGAGGCAUUGUUUUCCAGUGUACUGGAACGGAGACAAUCGGCGUGUGCUUAGAGGCCAUUGGUUUGCUCGUAAAGGUGGCCUAGACUGGCUCCCAAUUCCUGAAACUGUUGCUGAACAGUUGGAGGUUGCGUAUCGUAACAAGGUUUGGCGCAGAAGAAGUUUUCAACCCUCUGGUCUUUUUGCAGCUCGUAUCGAUUUGCAGGGUUCCAGUCUGGGACUCCAUGCUCUCUUCACCGGAGAGGAUGAUACCUGGGAAGCUUGGCUUAAUGUUGAUCCCUCUGGUUUCUCUGGCAUUGUUGGAUAUACUGGGAAUGGAAUUAAGCUGAGACGCGGUUAUGCCGGCUCCUACUCUCCAAAACCUACACAGGAAGAACUACGUCAACAGAAGGAGGAAGAAAUGGAUGACUAUUGUUCUCAAGUCCCUGUUCGGCAUCUUGUGUUUAUGGUUCAUGGUAUUGGCCAAAAAGUAGAAAAGUCUAACCUUGUUGACGACGUUGGAAACUUCCGUCAAAUCACAGCAGCUUUAGCUGAACGUCAUCUAACCUCUCAUCAACGUGGUACUCAAAGAGUUCUGUUCAUCCCAUGUCAGUGGAGAAAGGGUCUAAAGCUAAGUGGUGAAGCUGCUGUUGAUAAAUGUACUUUAGAUGGUGUAAGGCGUUUGCGAGAGAUGCUGAGCGCAACUGUUCAUGAUGUGUUGUACUACAUGAGCCCUAUUUACUGCCAGGCUAUAAUUGAUUCGGUUUCAAACCAGCUGAAUAGACUGUAUCUGAAAUUUCUAAAGCGGAACCCGGAGUAUAAUGGAAAGAUUUCCAUUUAUGGACAUUCUCUGGGGAGUGUUCUCUCAUAUGACAUCUUAUGUCAUCAGCACAAUUUGUCAUCCCCAUUUCCAAUGGAUGCAGUAUACAAGAAAUUCUUUCCAGAUGAAGAAUCACCUCCAUUUCCAGCUAGCGCCGACAAACCUUGUAGUUCGCAUCAACCAUCAAAUCUUGAGCCAGAGAUAUCUAACAAGUUGAAUAACACCGAGGAGGAAAUCACAGGUGAAGAUAGUGACAUGAUGGACGACAAAAAAUCAACGGCAUUGGAGGAGAAUCACCACGAUGUUAUCCGGGAAGCUCCUUCAUCGAUCUCUGAUUCUGUUGUGGACAAUGUGAGUUUGGAGAGAAGAGGCAGCCAUGACGAUGACCAUCAUGAUUCUAGUGGUGCUAUUUCGUCACAGGAUGGACAAGAUGGAGCUGACUGUAGAACGUCUGAUUCUUCAUCAUCCUGUUCUUCAGAACAAUCAUGGGAGAAAAAAUGUGACAGUUCUAAUAACGAGGAGACAAUCAAGUUAUUACGAGAAGAGGUUAACUUAUUGAGGUCAAAAGUAGCGCAACUGCAAUCAGAAAAGGCCAGAAUAUUGACGGAUGAAAAAUUCAUGACAUCUGUGAUGCCUGAGCAACUCAUCAACGAGAAGGCGCUAACUAAAGAUGCCAAUGCACCUUCAAGCUUUACUCCUUAUAUCAAGUACCGAAAGCUCGAGUUCAAGGUUGACACUUUCUUUGCAGUUGGGUCGCCUCUUGGAGUCUUUCUCGCCCUUCGAAAUAUACGCCUUGGGAUAGGUAAGGGAAAAGAUUACUGGGAAGAGGAGAAUGUUAUCGAAGAGAUGCCAGCUUGUCGUCGAAUGUUCAACAUUUUUCACCCCUAUGAUCCUGUUGCAUAUAGAGUGGAGCCACUUGUCUGCAAAGAGUACUGUCCCCAACGACCCGUUAUUAUUCCUUACCACAGAGGUGGCAAGCGGUUGCAUAUUGGAUUACAGGAUUUCAGAGAGGAUUUUGCGGCGCGUUCACAGAGAGUAAUGAAUCAUUUUGGUACAGUAAGGACAAAAGUUCUCACAAUUUGCCAAUCCAAAAGCGCGGAUAAGCUAGAUGAGACAGAAGAAUCUGAUGACGAAAAGGAUGGAAGGUCCUAUGGUUCGAUAAUGAUGGAGAGAUUAACCGGAACUCGAGAAGGUCGAAUAGAUCACAUGCUCCAGGAUAAAACCUUUGAGCAUCCGUAUCUACAAGCCAUAGGAGCUCAUACAAACUAUUGGAGAGAUAACGAUACUGCUCUUUUCAUAAUCAAACACUUGUAUCGCGAGUUACCAGACGAACCAAACUCGCCCACGGAAUCCACGGAAGGAGAUGAUGAUAGUCCAAAAGACUCAAGUAGACCUCAUAGCUGGGUAGAGAGAACAGAGACUAAUGAUGUUGACGAAGAAGAGCUUCCUCUAACAUUCUCCAACAAACAAAUCGCAAGAAGCUUCUCUGCAGAAGCCAAGAAAUACCUGAAGAAGCCUUAAAAGACUUUGACCAUAGGUUUUAAAUAUCUGAAAUCCGGCGAAAGCUCCCUGAUUUUUGUUUUUGUUUACUGUGUGUGCAUAAAGUAACAUAUAGUGCAGAGAAUGUGAAAAAUAAAAACUUAGGCUCCAUUGUAACCAUAAUUUUACAGAUAAUAAAGAAAACGAUUGAAAGCUUCUUCCUUUGAGCUUGUUUUUUCUCUGUUAGCUUAGCUUUUCUCUCAGGUCUGGAGUUGAAGAUGUUUAGCAGACAUUGGCUGAAAAACCGAGUCAGACUCUAAAGCUGCAGCGAGUUCAGGCCACACGAUAGCAGAGACCGACCACGAGCCAUCGUUGCAGGCGCUAGGUCGUUGGUUAAGGUAACCAACUCCAAUCUUCUCAAUCGUUGAGCAAACAGUUCCAAGGAGAGGAGCACCAAAUCCAAAAUCUAAUUCAGCCACAGGGAACCGUCGUCCUGAAGACAAGACCAGAGCUGGUCCUUCUUGUCCGAGAACCACCCGAGCCAACAUCAGUCCAGGUCGGUGACUCUCGAUCCAAUCUAUCAAAUCUGUGAAAUGGGAAUCGUUUGUCACUUCGGUUAUCGAUUUAUGCACUACGUUUGCUAUCUCUGAUACAUGGUUCUGCUUCAGGCUUUCGACAUUGGCUUCACCUACAGCUACAGACAAGACGUUUCCUAUGUAGUUCGAGGUAACGGUCUCGAGUCUUCCUCUACCGUCAACAAGCCAGCCCAUCUUGCAGGUCUUGUGACCACUCUCUAUAGAAUCCACCAUUUUCUUCCACACGUAAGCGGAGAAAGCUUCGAUCUUUGUCCUUCUCUCUCCGUUCACAGUAGCUACAGCAUGCAACGCGUUUAUGCUCGAAGCAUCGAUGUGAUAGAGACGCUUGAUGAGCGUUUUGGGCGUCGGUAUGUUCUUGAUCUCUUCCUCGCUGCAUUUUAUGAACGUUCUGUCUAAGAGAGGGUGGUAACGCGGAGGAGAGCGUGCACGGAGGAGAUUUCUCCGGUGAUCUGGUAUACAUGAAACCGGCUGAUUUCUUGAUAUCUCUGACCAUAAAGUGAGGAACUUUCCGAAAGAGGUCGCGUCUCCUAAAGCGUGGUCGAAUGUGAAUGUUAAAGAGAGGCCUCCGCAUUCGAACUCUGUCGCUUGAAUCUGUAGAGCGAAGUUUGGGUUAACGUGAACCAGCUUUGCUUGGAGAAACACGUCGAGGUUGUAAAAAUCGAGACUUUUGAGAUCAAAAUUAGCUCGAGCUUCGACUAGCAAGGCUCCAUUGUUGUUGCAGAGGAUCAUAGGCUCUUCUUGAGUGGUUUCGUUUUGAAAGAUCUGACCCGCAAAAGGGUAGAAGUAGUCAAGAGCUCCGGCGAGGGAGGUUUUGAGGGAUUUGACGAUGGAAUCAAAAGAGUGAGGUUGCUUGGGGUAGAAGUAAAAGUAGGUCACCGGAAAACGGCCAGAGAGAAGGUCGAGAUUUGAGAGAGAAAGGCUAUGAAUUUUGUCCGUAUGGUCGCCGGAAGCUUUAACUAUGAACUCUCCGGUAAAACUAACAUCCAGCAUUUUCAUUUUCAGUUGGAAAAGGUGUAAAAAUCUCAAGGGAAGUUUAUCAGCUGAAUGAAAAUGAUACUUAUAAAAAGAAAUUAUUUUUAUUCGGUUUGUUUUGUGAUAAAUAUUCAAAAGGAAUGAUCAUUAUUCGUU
Messenger RNA from Thlaspi arvense, 4838 nucleotides. Lineage: Eukaryota; Viridiplantae; Streptophyta; Magnoliopsida; Brassicales; Brassicaceae. The record is from the annotation of a GenBank genome assembly.